AUGACCCAACUUGACAUAGCAUCCAGCGCAACGCUGAGAAUGGAUAUCUCCGCCAAGAAAUCGAAGAUGCCCCUGCGUAUCAUGACUUACAAUGUUCGUUACGCAACGACAAAGUUUGAGAAGAACGAAAGGCCUUGGGCUGAGCGCCGACCCAAGCUCAUCAACCAAUUGAACUUCAUCACCGCUGGUCAAGAGAGCCCCUUCAUCUGUCUCCAGGAGUGUCUCUUCCAUCAGGUCAAUGAGAUCCAGGAGGAUCUGGGUGCUCCGUGGAAGCAUAUUGGUCGGGGACGCGGUAAGAAACCUGAAGAGGGCGAGUUCUCUCCCAUCUUCUACCGCGACGACAUCUGGAAGGAGGUACGUAGUGAAGUCCGCUGGUUGAGUAAGACACCCGAGAAGCCGUCCCGAGGCUGGGACGCAGCACUCAAUCGUAUCGUCACGAUGGCAGAGUUCGAGCACCGCGCAACAGCCACCCGUGUCAUCGUCUUCAGCACCCACUUCGACCACAUCGGCGUAGAAGCCAGACAGAACAGCGCCAAACUGCUCGUCCAGUUCGCCCGUGAGUGGGGACAGGCCGGCAACAAGAAAGCAUCGGCGGUGCUCAUCGGCGGCGAUUUCAACAGCGAGCCCGAUGACGGGGCGUACAAGACCAUAACGGCGUCUGGCUCAGGCAUCUCUGACGUGUCGGACCUGGUACCCAAGGAGAAGCACUACGGCAACGAGACGACGUACACGAGCUUCGGCGGUUCCUGGCCACCCUCGCGCAUCGACUUUUUGUUUAUCCAGGAGCCGCGUACGGCAGUUGUCAAGACGUUUGGCGUGCUGGCGAAUGGCUUCGAUGAUGGCGUUCGUAUCUCGGAUCACCGACCUGUCGUGUCAGACUUGGACAUUGUGGUUUGA
Fusarium coffeatum is the source of this 897-nucleotide messenger RNA. RefSeq lists its product as uncharacterized. The record is from RefSeq and is a predicted model, not a curated record. Bases 1 to 897 code for a protein of 298 amino acids. Lineage: Eukaryota; Fungi; Ascomycota; Sordariomycetes; Hypocreales; Nectriaceae. Gene Ontology annotation, molecular function: 3'-5'-RNA exonuclease activity. The transcript has a single exon.